GCCCAGAGCUGAGGGAAGGAGAGGGGAGCAGAGGCCUCAGGGCCAGGCCGACGACCAUGGGCUGGGCCCGCCUGGCCUUCCUGCUGUCCCUGCUGUCCCUGCUGCUGCAGACUGACUACACCUUUGAUCGAGAUAGAGAUUUAUAUGAAGAAUGCGGCCGCUCCAAGCUGAGGCCCCGGGAUUUUGGCAUGGAACCCAGGCGUGGGCGCUGGCCGUGGCAAGCUAGCCUGCGCUAUAAGGGCAAGCAUCGGUGCGGUGCCACGCUCAUCCACUCGGAAUGGAUAAUAACAGCUGCCAGCUGCUUCCAGUUGUCCAAUAACACUUGGGAUUACAGCGUGAUGAUUGGCUCCAUCUAUGCCUACCCAACCACUCGGUUCCUGGCCACGUUUCUACAGCACCAAGAAUAUUUCCCCAGGGUGACUAAAAUCGUUAUUAGGUCUGAGUACAUUCCUUACCAGUUUGGGGACAUUGCCUUAGUAAAGCUGAGCCAAAAAAUCCCAUACCGGAGAAAUAUUUCGCCCAUCUGCAUCCCACUAGGACCCUGGGAAUUGAAAAUAAUCAGACAGUGCUGGAUAACAGGAUGGGGAAAAUUUGGAGGAUCCCAAGCCCUAGAAGGUUCCCUGGAACUUCGGGAGGGAAGAGCAAAAAUCACUGACUUAGACAAAUGUGAAAACAUCUAUGGAGACAUGGAUCACUCUACUGACUCUGAAAGCUACCGGAAUGAUGUACUUUGUAUACUUAUGCCUUUGUAUCCAGCUGAAAGAUGCGUGGGUGAUCAAGGUGGCCCCCUAAUAUGUCGGAUUCAGGAUAUCUAUUACCAGUUUGGGAUCAUGAACUGGGACUAUGACUGUAAGCCAGGAAUCAAGGCCAAGACUUUCACCAGUGUUGCCCUCUACAGUGCCUGGAUUGAGAAAACAAUCAACAGCCCCACCACCACCUUGAGUCCAUUCAGAUUCCUUCUCCUUGCCUUGCUUCUACUCCAGGCUCUUCUAGGACCCUUCUGAACAGGGUUUUGUUUUUUUUUCCUCCUUAAAGCUUGGCUAAAUAUGGUCAUAUUCAGGGCUCUUACCUCCUUUACUCAUCUGAAAAGAUAUAUGAGUCUCUAGUUCCUGGGAUAGGGACACACAUACCAGGUUCAGAGAAAUAAGUGGUGAAAGUGGGAGUGGGGAUGGGGAGAUUCUCAGGACCAUUUGUCUAUUUGCCAGGAGGUCCUUUUGGAGAACUUACAAUGGCAAUAAAAUGUUAUUGAUUUCAGCAUUGAUUAUACUGUUGAUAAUUUCCUAAGAGGGGCAGAAGUUAGCAGAAUUCCCAAAUCUGAGGAGAAAGCAAGGUGUCAGUGCUGAGAGUUUUGGGAGGGGAGUCUAAGACAAAGCUGUAUGAUGGCCAAGCAAGAGUAUUGAAAUUGGGGCUUUUACAAGAUGACCCAGGAUUCAUUUAGGAAAAGAGUUUCAUUCCAAAAUACUUUCAAAUAGACCUUGUGUUAGAAGUUAGAAAAAUUACCUGACUGCAAAGCUAGAACCCCAUCUGAGCUUUUGGCACUGGAUUUUGAAGAUACACAUGGGCAAAAAUAUCACCAUUGUAGCUAGAGGGUGGGAAGCAAACAGGGAGAAAGUGAGAGAGUAGAAGAGAGAAUAGAGAGAGUAAAGGAAAUUUGGUCCCACUUCUUCUCUUUCCACUAUGACAAGACCAAACAAAGUAACGAUGAAGCUUCUUUUUCCUCCUCUACCUACUUCAUUCUCACACUGUUCCAUAGCAUGCCAGCCAUGAUCUGAUUCUCCGUUUUGAAAGAAAAGGUGGGGAGCUGCAAGUAGCAAGGAAGAUGACUAUGGACAGGACUAUAGGCACAUGGAAGAAACUGGACAUAAGCAGGGACUCCCAGGAAAAAAGAGCUGAAAAGGGGACAAAGUUGGCAGAAAUGAAAAGUUGGGGAGGCCAGGAUGCAUGGCAGGUGUUAAAGAUAGUGAGAAGAUAGACUUCUAAGGGGGAAAGUAUGGGGAGUACUGGAAAGAAUUCUCCUGGGCCAAUCCUACGAAUAAUCUCAGCAGAUCAAUGGAAAAUCAACUUCAAAGCAGAUCAACUACAGGAAAGCCCUGCCUGUUGAACAGGAGCCAAGAGCCUCCAGAGAACUGGUUCAGUUCAGUCUGCGCCAACCUAAACAAAUGUUCUUUCCAGGAUGGCUUCCUACUUUACUAUAAUCUGAUCAUGAGAUUUCUAGCCAGCUAGGUGUCUUGGAUUCAGAGAUCUGCUGUACUCCAGUCCCUAAUUACUUGCUGUACCACUCUUGUCUGUGGGGACCCUGGUUCCAAAUAAAUUUCAUUCCCCAAUAAA
Molecule: messenger RNA, 2328 nt
Organism: Antechinus flavipes (yellow-footed antechinus)
Lineage: Eukaryota; Metazoa; Chordata; Mammalia; Dasyuromorphia; Dasyuridae
Product: testisin-like
Exons: 6
Coding region: 57-1004 (315 amino acids)
Biological process (GO): proteolysis
Molecular function (GO): serine-type endopeptidase activity
Source: RefSeq, a predicted model, not a curated record